ACAAAAGAUGUUGAGACAGCUCUAAUUAAAUAUAGCAUGGAUGAUCAGUUAAACCAGCUGUUCAAUUUGUUACAACAAACUGUAAGAAAAAGGAAUUUCCCAUUUUAUAUUACUCAUAUUCGAACACAUACUAAUGUACCAGGACCUUUAACUGAAGCAAAUAAAAAAGCUGACUUACUGGUAUCCUCUGCAUUCAUAAAAGCACAAGAACUUCAUGCUUUGACUCAUGUAAAUGCAGCAGGGUUAAAAAACAAAUUUGAUGUCACGUGGAAACAGGCAAAAAAUGUUGUACAACAUUGUACCCAGUGUCAAGUACUACACCUGCCCACCCAAGAGGCAGGAGUUAAUCCCAGAGGUCUGUGUCCUAACGCAUUAUGGCAAAUGGAUGUUACCCAUGUACCUUCAUUUGGAAAAUUAUCAUAUGUUCAUGUAACAGUUGAUACUUAUUCACAUUUCAUAUGAGCAACAUGCCAGACAGGAGAAAGUACUUCCCAUGUUAAAAAACAUUUAUUAUCUUGUUUUGCUGUGAUGGGAGUUCCAGAAAAAAUUAAAACUGACAAUGGACCAGGUUAUUGUAGUAAAGCUUUCCAAAAAUUCUUAAAUCAGUGGAAUAUUACACAUACAACAGGAAUUCCUUAUAAUUCCCAAGGACAGGCCAUAGUUGAAAGAACUAAUAGAACACUCAAAACUCAGUUAAUUAAACAAAAAAAAGGGGGAGACAGUAAGGAGUGUACCUCUCCUCAGAUGCAGCUUAAUCUAGCACUCUAUACUUUAAAUUUUUUAAACAUUUAUAGAAAUCAGACUACUACUUCUGCAGAACAACAUCUUACGGGUAAAAAGAACAGUCCACAUGAAGGAAAACUGAUUUGGUGGAAAGACAACAAAAAUAGGACAUGGGAGAUAGGGAAGGUGAUAACCUGGGGAAGAGGUUUUGCUUGUGUUUCACCAGGAGAAAAUCAGCUUCCUGUUUGGAUACCCACUAGACAUUUGAAGUUCUACAAUGAACCCAUCGGAGAUGCAAAGAAAAGCGCCUCCAUGGAGACAGAAACACCGCAAUCAGGCACCAUUGACUCGCAGGAUGAAUCAAGUGGUGAUAUUAGAAAAACAGAGGAAGUCACCACGCACCAAGAAGGCGGAGCUGCCAACCUGGGCACAGUUAAAGAAGCUGACACUGUUAGCUAGAAAAAGCCUAGCUAGCACAAAGGUGACACAAACCCCAGAAAAAAUGCUGUUUGCAGCUUUAAUGGUUGUAUCAACGGUGUGUGCCGGACCAGUCGAAGAAUCCUUCACCAAAAUCGAGAGAACGAACAAGCCUUCAUCGCCAUGGCACAUUUAUAUAGAAGAAAAGGGAGGGAGAAUGUUGCGGGAAGUCAGGGACCUUGAACUGAGGGACUGGCUGAAGCCACAGCAGAAAAGCAUAAAAUAUGAAGAUUUCAUGGACAUUUUAUUAGUUUUCCAAACUUUAUACUUUUGUAAUAUCUUAUGUCUUUACUUUAAUCUCUUAAUCCCAUCAUCUUCUUUGUAAGCUGAGGAGGAUAUAUGUCACCUCAGGACCCUGUGAUGAUUGCCUUAACUACACAAAUUGUAGAUGACGUGUGUUUGAACAAUACGAAAACUGGGCAUCUUGAAAAAAGAACGAGAUAACAGAGGUGUUCAGGAAACAAGGGAGGUAACCUUGAACUGGCCGCCGGUGAGCCGGACGGAACAGAGCCAUAUCUUUUCUCCUUUUGCACACAAAUAGGAGAGAUAUCGCUGAAUUCUUUUUUUCAGCAAGGAAUAUCCCUGAGAAAGAGAAUGCGCUCUGAGGGUAGGCUUAUAAACGACCCCCUUGGAGGCAUGCCGCCUUUUACGGUUGAAGCCGAAGGGAUGAAAUAAGCCCCGAAGAGAUGAAAUAAGCCCCGGCCUCCUAUAGUGCUCCCAGGCUCAUUAGGAUGAGGAAAUUCCCACCUAAUAAAUUUUGGCCAGUCAGGUUGUCUGCUCUCAAACCCUAUUUCCUGAUAAAAUGUUAUCAAUGACUAUGCGUGCCCAAAAAUUUCGUUGCCAAUUUUAAUUUCAAUUUUAACACCGACCUGUGAAAUCAUCCUGCCUCCACUUGCUUUGUGAUAUUCUAUUACCUUGUGAAGUAUGUAAUCUCUGUAUCGUGAUGACAAUGGUAGUCUUGUUGAAAAGAAAAGGGGGAAAUGUGGGGAAAAGAAAGAGAGAUCAGCCUGUUACUGUGUCUAUAUAGAAGGAAGUAGACAUAAGAGACUCCAUUUAGUUCUGUAUUUGAGAUGCUGUUAAUCUGUGACCCUACCCCCAACCUUGUCCUUGCAAGAGACAUGUGCUGUGAUGACCUAAAGGCUGCUUAUGGUUAAAGGUCAUCACCAUUCUCUUAAAUCUAGAGAAAAAGAAAAACAUUUGUCUUCUGCCCGUCCCUGGGCGAUAAAACAUCUCCAGGUAAAACCCUUUGUGUGCUUUAUUUACUGAGUAAGGAGAUAACCGCCUUUAGGAAUAAGGUGGGGCUUGCUGGAGCAAUACUGCUAAAAGGUUUAUGGAGAUGUUCGCAUCUACAUCUCAAAGCACAGCACCGGUGAUGGUAAAGAUAAUUGUGAAUAAAUACUAAGGGAACUCAGAGGCCGGUGCUGGUGUGGGUCCUCUGUAAGCACAGCACCGGUCCCCUGGGCCCCGCUUUUCCUUCUCUA
Symphalangus syndactylus (siamang) is the source of this 2681-nucleotide messenger RNA. RefSeq names its product endogenous retrovirus group K member 8 Rec protein-like. Lineage: Eukaryota; Metazoa; Chordata; Mammalia; Primates; Hylobatidae. The record is from RefSeq and is a predicted model, not a curated record.